AUGUCUCCAACCAUGAAGCAGUGGGUUGUCCAGGGCAAGGACAAAGACUUCGACGGUCUUUCUCUUCAAGAAGCUCCUAUCCCCAAGGUGGGGGAAUAUGAAGUCCUUGUGAAGCUCGAGGCGGCGUCGUUAAACUACCGGGACCUGAUCAUUCCCAAGGGACUAUACCCGUUCGCCGUGAAUUUCCCUGUGGUCCCAGGCUCCGACGGGCCACCAAUGGGUGAGAUCGAUGGCCCCGCGGCCCUCACUGGCCUCGGCGGAGCCAUCGACGGUGUCCUCCGGGAAUAUGCAGUCUUUAACCAAAUCGGUCUUGUCAAGGCUGCUUCGAACCUUAGCGCGAUUGAGAACAGCACCUUGGCCUGCGCAGCUGUCACAAGCUGGAAUGCGCUGUACGGUCUGAAGCCCCUCAAGCCGGGUCAGACUGUCCUGGUCCAGGGUACUGGCGGUGUGAGCACCUUUGGUUUGCAGUUCGCGAAAGCUGCUGGCGCGACCGUCAUCGCUACUACCUCGUCGGAGUCUAAGGCAGCGAAGCUCAAGAAGCUGGGUGCCGACCACGUCAUUAACUACAAGACUGACCCCAACUGGGGCGAAACUGCUCGCAGCCUGACCCCCGACAAGGCCGGCGUGGACCACAUCAUUGAAGUCGGCGGUCCCGGCACUCUCCAGCAAAGUUUCAAGGCCAUCAAGUUCGAGGGUGUCAUCAGCAUCAUUGGUUUCCUCGGCGGCACCGACGCCAGCUCGCAGCCAGGUAUCCUGGACACACUCUCGAACAUCUGCACAGUUCGCGGUGUUUAUGUCGGCAGCAAAGCUCUUAUGAGGGAUAUGAUCCGAGCUAUUGAGGCCAACGACAUUCACCCCGUGGUGGAUGAGAAGGUCUUCACUCUGGACCAGACUCGGCAGGCUUAUGAGUAUCAGUGGGCCCAAAGCCACUUUGGCAAGCUGACCAUCAAGAUUGCCUAA
Penicillium chermesinum is the source of this 960-nucleotide messenger RNA. Its product is annotated as zinc-dependent alcohol dehydrogenase family protein. Gene Ontology annotation, molecular function: oxidoreductase activity. The transcript has 5 exons. The record is from RefSeq and is a predicted model, not a curated record. Bases 1 to 960 code for a protein of 319 amino acids. NCBI's taxonomy places the organism in Eukaryota, Fungi, Ascomycota, Eurotiomycetes, Eurotiales, Aspergillaceae.